AUUACAGAGCUAUAAGGUCGCUUCCGUUUACGAGGAGAGAUAAAUAGCCCACGAUGGUGUCCUUCCUUGCGGUUUUACCGACCCGCCAAGUCGUGUAGACUCCUUACACCUACGACAAGCAGCACAACCUCCAACCAAGGAGAUAAUUUAUUCGUAGGAAACAUGGCAACCGAGAAAGAAGAUGCGUAUGCUACAGAAAAGCAUCAUGAGCAGACCCAGGACAAGGAAUUGCUGCGUGACGAGACGCUCGUCUCGGAUGCCAAGAACGCAGCCGAUGCCGAGCAGGAAAUGUCACUCCUACAGGCCAUCAAGCUCUACCCCAAGGCGAUCGGCUGGUCUGUUUUGCUUUCGUCCACACUCAUCAUGGAAGGCUACGACUUGGUACUACUAGGUGGUCUCUACGCGUCGCCCGAAUUUAACAAGAAGUUCGGUACUUACGAUGCGAAGAAAAACAAAUGGGCUGUGUCCGCAGCGUGGCAAUCGGGACUAUCCAACGGUGCACGAGCCGGCGAGAUCCUCGGCCUUAUCCUUGCUGGCUGGGUCUCAGACCGUUACGGAUACAGGAUGACAACGAUUGGGUUUUUAGUACUGAUGAUCAUGUUCAUAUUCGUACUGUUCUUCGCUCUUAAUGUACAAGUCCUCGUUGUCGGCGAAGUCCUAUGCGGAAUUCCGUGGGGUGCUUUUCAGUCCGUUACUCCGGCAUACGCGUCUGAAGUCGCUCCCGUUGUUCUUAGACCGUACUUGACGACUUUUAUUAACAUGUGCUGGGUCAUCGGUCAGUUCUUUGCGGCGGCCGUGAAUAAGGCGUCUGUUAAUCGUCCCGACGAAUGGGCAUACAAGAUUCCCUUUGGAGUCCAAUGGGUUUUGCCUGUCCCAAUUCUUGCCGGCUUAAUAUUCGCGCCCGAAUCGCCGUGGUGGUACAUUCGACAUGGUAACCGGGAGGCGGCUAGGGAGUCUCUUUUAAGAUUGACAUCGCGAGACGACCCGACUUUUAACGUGGACGAGACUAUCGCUAUGGUCGAAUACACCAACGAGCUCGAAAAACGGACGACUCAAGGCCUCACGUAUCGAGAUUGUUUCAAGGGUGUCGACCUGCGAAGGACUGAAAUCGUCGUCGGAAUCUGGCUCGUGCAGACGCUCGGGGGUCAGAACCUGAUGGGAUAUUUUUCGUAUUUCUUGACCCAAGCAGGAUUGGACGCUUCAAACUCCUUCUCCCUCUCCAUGGGACAAUACGCACUGGGCAUGGUUGGCACAGCCGGCUCCUGGUUUCUUAUGUCUCGCGUGGGUCGGCGGACCAUCCACUUCAGCGGGCUUUGUAGUCAGCUAAUUAUCCUGAUUAUCGUCGGUUCCCUCGCGUUUGUCAAAACUAAUGGCUCCGUGUGGGCGAUUGGCGGUAUGCUCAUCAUGUUCACGUUCGUUUAUGACUUUACGGUCGGGCCGGUUACGUAUUCCUUGAUCUCGGAGUUAUCCUCAACGCGGUUGAAGGCUAAAACGAUCGUCCUCGCCCGUGCCGGCUACAACGCAAGCAACAUCUUCGUAAAUGUCAUGACCAAUUAUCAACUCUCAUCCUCGGCCUGGAACUGGGGUGCCAAAACGGCAUAUUUCUGGGCGGGAACUUGUUUGUUGUCCUCUAUUUGGGUAUUUUUCCGAUUACCUGAACCAAAAGGACGAACAUAUGCCGACUUAAAUCUGCUCUUCGAACAUAAGGUUCCGGCGCGUCACUUUUCUCGGACGAAGAUAGAUCCGUUCUCGCAGCGGGUUGGCGACGCGAUUGAAAGAGUGUCGAGAGAUGGAAAGGCGGAAAAGGGGUUAGACCAAGCUUAACUCCCGUUAAGAUGUCUGAUUGGAUGAAUACUCAUCGCAUUAUAUUUGAUUUAUCACGAGAGAUUUUAUGAUGCUUUUGAACCU
Daldinia caldariorum is the source of this 1908-nucleotide messenger RNA. Its product is annotated as sugar transporter. The transcript is spliced from 6 exons. The record is from RefSeq and is a predicted model, not a curated record. Gene Ontology annotation, molecular function: carbohydrate:proton symporter activity. Gene Ontology annotation, biological process: transmembrane transport; carbohydrate transport. Gene Ontology annotation, cellular component: membrane. Bases 163 to 1824 code for a protein of 553 amino acids. NCBI's taxonomy places the organism in Eukaryota, Fungi, Ascomycota, Sordariomycetes, Xylariales, Hypoxylaceae.